AUGAGCAGUGAAGAGAGCGACACCAAGGCGGUGGCUCCCGCGCCGGCGCCACAAUCCUGGUGGACAACCGUCGGUGAAUACACGCUGGGAAAGGAUGCCUUUGGCGAACUCUCACAGAUGACAAAGAGACAGAUCCUGUUUCAAGUCAUGAAUGUGGCACUGGUCGUCUUCUCAGCACUGAUGAUCUGGAAAGGGCUGAUGGUCGUCACCGGCAGCGAGAGCCCAAUCGUGGUCGUGCUCAGCGGAAGCAUGGAGCCUGCUUUCACACGUGGCGAUCUGCUGUUUCUCACCAACGACAAGUCAGACCCCAUCCGCGUCGGUGAAAUCCUCGUCUUUAAGGUCCGAGGGCGAGACAUACCCAUUGUACAUCGCGUGCUGAAACUGCAUGAAGAUCACAACGGCAACUUGAAGUUCUUGACCAAGGGAGACAACAACCGGGUGGACGACAGGGGCCUCUACGCACAGGACCAGUUGUGGCUUCACCCCGACGAUGUUGUUGGCAGAGCGAGAGCGUUCAUUCCAUAUGUUGGCAUUGUCACGAUCCUCAUGAACGACUUCCCUUUCCUCAAGUUUGUGCUGUUGGGAGUACUUGGCCUUUACAUGUUGCUGAACAGAGAAUAG
Molecule: messenger RNA, 621 nt
Organism: Salpingoeca rosetta
Lineage: Eukaryota; Choanoflagellata; Craspedida; Salpingoecidae
Product: signal peptidase complex catalytic subunit SEC11C
Exons: 8
Coding region: 1-621 (206 amino acids)
Cellular component (GO): signal peptidase complex; membrane
Molecular function (GO): serine-type endopeptidase activity
Source: RefSeq, a predicted model, not a curated record